Messenger RNA from Naegleria gruberi, 1032 nucleotides. RefSeq lists its product as uncharacterized. The record is from RefSeq and is a predicted model, not a curated record. The coding region runs from base 1 to 1032 and encodes 343 amino acids. NCBI's taxonomy places the organism in Eukaryota, Heterolobosea, Eutetramitea, Acrasida, Naegleriidae. The transcript has a single exon.
AUGAAUAACAUUGAAAGAGCAUGUCGUGUCUUGCAAGAAAUUAUCCAAACCGAUCAAACAACCAUAAGCAAAUUUAAAGAAACUUCCGAAAUGUUUAAUUUCUGGUUGACUAAUAAUUUGGAUUGUUUUACAUUGGAUCAGCAAAUUUACUUGAGAUUUCAAUAUAAAAAACUUGAUCAAAUUUAUUGGGUGAUGAAGGAAUAUUACGAUAGGCUGAAUGUUGUUGUGGAUUCAUCAAAUUAUGAGGCAUGUUUCGAAUUGUGUGUUGGAAACUUGUCUAAAUUUUUGGAUAAUGAUUUGUUUAUGGAAACUUUCAUUGUCAAUUCCAUUACCUUUGAUUGCAAUGUUUGGAAAGGAAUUUAUAACAAGAUAUUUACUAAUGAAAUGAUGAUUAAUUUUUAUUUCCUUUCAAGAUUAUCCAGAUAUAUCCUUUUAUAUCGAGAUUUACAGAAAUAUCUCGAGGAUACUGAUCAAAAAGAGAAAACUGAUUUGCUCUUAAAGAAAUUAACUGAAAAAAUUGUGUUUUUCUCAGAACAGAGUACAUUUCUGAAGGAUGUGAAGAAGAAUACUGAAUUUCUGCAAUCAAUAGAAUUGUACAUGUUCGAUUAUCUUUUGGUUGGGUUGGAAUUUGAAAUUAUUAACAGUAAGGAGAUUGGGAAUCAAUUGAUUGAGAAUGGAUCGAUUGCAAUUUCCAAAUUGGGUGAAUUGCUUUUAUUCAAACCAAAUAGUAAUGAGAUAAUUUAUCAACACUUCUUAAAAGUUAACAUUAAUUCAGAUGCAGAAUUGGGCAAUUAUGAGAGAGAAUUGGAAAAGGUUGUUGAUAUUAGAGAUAUGAAACGUAUUCGAUUGUUUUAUGGAAAAGAUGAGAUUCAAAUCAAUUCUAAAGAAUAUCAAAUUAUUUUCAGAUUUAAAAAGAAGGAAAAUCAAAUUUCCAUGUGGAAUGCACUCACCAUGAAACGAAAGGCCAUGCCAACUUAUUUUGAGUUUAAAAAGGCAGGAAAUUAUCAUGAUAUUGACUUUUCUUUCGAAUAA